Messenger RNA from Vigna angularis (adzuki bean), 1711 nucleotides. RefSeq names its product tryptophan synthase beta chain 1. The transcript has 5 exons. The record is from RefSeq and is a predicted model, not a curated record. NCBI's taxonomy places the organism in Eukaryota, Viridiplantae, Streptophyta, Magnoliopsida, Fabales, Fabaceae. Gene Ontology annotation, biological process: L-tryptophan biosynthetic process. Bases 169 to 1596 code for a protein of 475 amino acids. Gene Ontology annotation, cellular component: chloroplast stroma; cytoplasm. Gene Ontology annotation, molecular function: tryptophan synthase activity.
CUUAUCGUCCAAUCAUAGCUAUGAAUCCUGUUUCUGGAUACAUACAAAAACACCAAAGCAAAGUUCCAAACAAAAUCUCUGCAAUCUUUUGGCGUAUAAAUUAAACCCCACCACCAAGAACUACUCCAGAUCAAUUUCUUUCACAACAAAAGAAAACAAAAACUUUCCAUGUCAAUGGCUGCUUCCAUGACAUUCACAGGCCUCAACUCCUCAAGGGUGCUUCCCAUUACCAGCCAGCCGCACCCAUCUUCCCAUUUCCCCUCAAACAUGCUCAAGUUUGCACCUUUCAGAACACCUUCUGCUUAUUCUUCUUCUGUGUCCUGCUCUGCCACCAGGGACCCUUCCUAUGUUGUGCCACUGGAGGAACACCGCAAUUUGGAUAAUGGGUCAGUUUUGCCCAGUAGACCCGAUUCGUUUGGGAGGUUUGGCAAGUUUGGGGGGAAGUAUGUCCCUGAGACUCUGAUGCAUGCACUCACUGAGCUUGAGGCUGCUUUUCAUUCCCUCACUGCAGAUGAGCAGUUUCAGACAGAAUUGGCUGGGAUCCUGAAAGAUUAUGUGGGUCGAGAGAGUCCUCUUUAUUUUGCAGAAAGGUUGACAGAGCGUUAUAAGAGGCCUAAUGGUGAAGGGCCUCACAUUUAUCUGAAGAGGGAAGAUCUCAAUCAUACUGGUGCUCACAAAAUUAACAAUGCUGUUGCUCAAGCUUUGCUUGCAAAGAGCUUGGGAAAAAAACGCAUAAUUGCUGAAACUGGAGCUGGUCAGCAUGGAGUUGCCACUGCUACUGUAUGUGCUCGAUUUGGUUUGGAAUGCAUCAUUUAUAUGGGUGCACAGGAUAUGGAAAGACAAUCUCUCAAUGUUUUUAGAAUGCGUCUCCUUGGUGCUGAGGUUAGAGCAGUUCAUUCUGGGACUGCUACCCUCAAGGAUGCUACAUCAGAGGCUAUAAGGGACUGGGUGACUAAUGUAGAGACGACUCAUUAUAUUUUGGGUUCUGUUGCUGGGCCACAUCCAUAUCCAAUGAUGGUCAGAGAGUUUCAUGCUGUGAUUGGCAAGGAGACCAGAAAACAAGCUUUGGAAAAAUGGGGAGGGAAGCCAGAUGUUCUGAUUGCAUGUAUUGGUGGGGGUUCAAAUGCCAUGGGACUUUUCCAUGAAUUUGUCGAUGACAAAGAUGUUAGGCUAAUUGGUGUGGAGGCUGCUGGAUUUGGCCUAGACAGUGGCAAGCAUGCUGCAACUUUAACAAAAGGAGAAGUUGGGGUUUUACAUGGAGCUAUGAGCUAUCUUUUGCAGGAUGCUGAUGGACAAAUAGUUGAGCCUCACUCUAUUAGCGCAGGCUUGGACUAUCCUGGUGUGGGUCCCGAACAUAGCUUUUUGAAAGAUUUAGGACGUGCUGAAUAUUAUAGCAUCACUGACGAAGAAGCAUUGGAAGCUUUCAAGAGAGUUUCAAGACUUGAAGGCAUAAUUCCAGCUUUGGAAACAUCUCAUGCAUUGGCAUAUCUAGAGAAAGUGUGUCCAAACCUUCCCAAUGGAACCAAGGUUGUGGUUAACUUCAGUGGCAGGGGUGAUAAGGAUGUUCAAACUGCCAUCAAGUACUUGAAGAUUUGAAAUGUUCAUCAUGUCAUGUGGAAUGAGUGCUGAACUGAGCUUACUCAUAGAGACAUAAUUAAUAUAAUUUAUUAUUAGACCAAGUUAAAUAACAAUGUAUAUUUGCAUCAGAAAA